UCUGGUAUUUAAAUGGACAGGAUAGGGGGCAGCUACCGUCUUUCAAAAAGGUUAUUUUAAUUUUCGCUCAACCGAAAAUGCAUCUUGAUGCUCUGGUUCCUGUGGAGGUUGAUCAUCGGUCUAUGAAUCUAAUUGGAAAUAUGAAUAAUGGACCCCAUUGGCUAAGGGGAUUCACUUAAUUAGAUAGACUCUACCCUACAUCAUCCCACAAUGUAUUUCCUUAUUAAAUUGCAGCACGUACAAAAGAGUAAGAACUGCUUCUAUUUGACACGUUAUUAGUCUCCACCGAUCGAUUCAAUGCAAGACUAUUUAGUCCAUACCUUUUUCACCUAGCCUACUACACACGUGGGUGAAAUUACGUGGUCAGUUCAUUUCAAUCUCAUCCAAACAGGCCCGUUUAUCUCCACCAUCGUUAGAAGACGUCAUAUACCCUAUUUGUAGCCCUACUUUCAAAGGCCAAGUCGUAUAUAAAUUGGCGAUAGCUCGCUUGAUCGAUUGGGUGCCUCGGGAAGACUUUUAAAUUAGACGUCCUCAGCAAACCAAACAUUCAGAGCAGCCGAGAAAGCCAACCAAUUAAAAAAAAGUAUUCUAGUUUGCGUCCAACCGCAUUGAAAUUCUACGACGUCCGAACAAUGAACUAAGUACAUUUCUGCAAGUGCAAGUAACCUUGACCUCCUCAUUAUUCCCCGCCUUGAGUUCCUCGGCCUGCGGUUGAAUGAAAAGCGACAUUGUUUCUUUAAGAUUGGACGUGAAGUCAUCGGCGGGUCUGUCCAUUGUUGGGGGAACAGAGAGCGAGUUGAAAUUGAUAAACGGUAGGGAAACUACAAGUUGGCUACAUUAUCAGCCGAGCAGCUGCAGCGAGAGCGCCACUAGCCAACAAGUGUUGAUUACAUCCUUCCAGACAUGGGUUGCUACGACUGCUGCCUGCGCUGUCUCAGCGGGGUGCCGUACUGCUCGCUGGUGGCCACGCUGCUCUGCUUCUCCGGCAUCGCCCUGUUCUGCGGCUGCGGGCACCAGGCGCUGACCGAGACCGAGAGACUCAUCGAGACCUACUUCGCCCGCAACCUCCAGGACUACAUUACCCUGGCCUACAUCAUUCAGUACUUCCAGUAUGUUAUCUACGGCCUGGCGUCCUUCUUCGUGUUCUACUGCAUCGUGCUGCUGGCCGAGGGCUUCUACACCACCAGUGCCACCAGGCAAAGCUUCGGCGAGUUCAGGAGCACCAUGUGCGGUCGCUGCCUGAGCUCUUCGUUUAUCGUGGUGACGUACGGACUAGCUGUUGUGUGGCUGCUAGUCUUUGCCUUCUCCGCCCUGCCGGUGUACUUCUUCUACAACAUGGACGCCACCUGCCACACCAUUGAAGUCCUGACCGAGACCCCUGCCAGUAUCAACCAGUUGUGUGUGGACGCCAGACAAUACGGCCUCCUACCGUGGAAUGCAGUGCCGGGGAAAGUGUGUGGCACGACACUGUCCAAUAUUUGCAAGACCAGAGAGUACCUCAUGACAUACGAGUUGUACGUCGCUGCCUUUGCUGGCGCUGGCAUCACUUUGUUGGCACUGGUGCACAGGUCCCUGCAGGUUGCAGUGCGCGUGAUGUUCACCAGGGAGCUAAGACACAGGAAGCAGAGAAAGGGAAUGCCCCAUGGCCCGUACAGAAGCACACAAAGGGACAGAGGGGAAGUGUUGUGCUCUCCAUAUCCUGUGGCAGCCAGUGUCCAAUCCCACAUCCCUGAUGACAAAUAAAGAUGUGGGGCUGGUGAUCAGAAUAGUCUAGAAGUGUACCAAUGUAUUGGCGAUUCCCAUAAGCUUUAAUUUUUUAUGACUAUUGUGGAAUUAUAAUGGAAUUAAGAUGUAUUAUUGUUAUAUGUUGGAAAAUAUCCCAAUUUUGUUUAUGUAGUUAGUCAAUGAUGCCAAAGGGGCUUUUCUUGUUAUUUCCUGACAGAACUAGAGAAAAUAGUUUCUGCAGUAAGAGUGCUAGCAUAUAUGCAGUUAUGCACCGCUCAUCUUUUCUAUGAACGGCAGACAGGGUAAGAGUUUUUGUAUUGCUGGUUAUUCUUUUCUUAUCAGAGCCUGUUGUCUCAAAUAAAGAUGGAGUGCUUGCUUGAAAUUGUCCCUAAAGGACCAGAAAUAUUCAUCAAAUGUUACGAAGGCAUAGAAAAAUACUCCUAAGUCAAAUGUUUUUUCAGGGUUUUCAUUUUAAUCGUACAGUAUUGGAUUUGAUUCUUGACAUCCUUUGUGUUUUAACAUUGUCCAUAGUACAAGGAAAAAUAAAUAGUAGGGA
This is a messenger RNA of Gadus chalcogrammus (walleye pollock), 2281 nucleotides long. RefSeq names its product proteolipid protein 1a (gene plp1a). The transcript has 7 exons. Gene Ontology annotation, molecular function: structural constituent of myelin sheath. Gene Ontology annotation, cellular component: plasma membrane; myelin sheath. The record is from RefSeq and is a predicted model, not a curated record. Gene Ontology annotation, biological process: central nervous system myelination; axon development. NCBI's taxonomy places the organism in Eukaryota, Metazoa, Chordata, Actinopteri, Gadiformes, Gadidae. The coding region runs from base 904 to 1743 and encodes 279 amino acids.